This is a messenger RNA of Cucurbitaria berberidis CBS 394.84, 1343 nucleotides long. Its product is annotated as S-adenosyl-L-methionine-dependent methyltransferase. Gene Ontology annotation, molecular function: protein-arginine N-methyltransferase activity. The record is from RefSeq and is a predicted model, not a curated record. Gene Ontology annotation, biological process: peptidyl-arginine methylation. Gene Ontology annotation, cellular component: nucleus. The transcript has 6 exons. The coding region runs from base 86 to 1117 and encodes 343 amino acids. NCBI's taxonomy places the organism in Eukaryota, Fungi, Ascomycota, Dothideomycetes, Pleosporales, Cucurbitariaceae.
CAAAAUUUCGUGAGCCAAAGGUUGCUUUGUUCAUCCACAUUUUCACUCCUCUCUCUCUUCAACCUCUUUAUAUUUCGCCGUCAACAUGGCGAACCAACAGGAUGCGGCAAAGACGGACCCGCUCACCGGCAUGGCGCACUCUGAAGCGCAUUAUUUCAACAGCUACAACCACCACGGCAUCCACGAGGAAAUGCUGAAAGAUGAAGUCCGGACCAAGAGCUACCGGGACGCCAUCUACCAGAACGGGCACCUGUUCAAGGACAAGGUAGUCCUCGAUGUCGGAUGCGGUACAUCUAUCCUCAGCAUGUUCGCGGUCAAGGCCGGAGCAAAGCACGUUAUCGGUGUCGAUAUGUCUACCAUCAUUGACAAGGCGCGCGAGAUCGUCGAGCAGAACGGCAUGUCGGACAAGAUUACCCUACUCCAGGGCAAGAUGGAAGAGGUCGUGCUACCGUUCGACAAGGUCGACAUUAUAAUCUCCGAGUGGAUGGGCUACUUCCUGCUGUACGAGAGCAUGCUGGACACCGUUCUCUACGCAAGGGACAAGUACCUCGUCAAGGAUGGUUUGAUCUUCCCCGACAAGGCCACCAUCUUCAUGGCUGGUAUCGAAGACGGCGACUACAAGGAGGAGAAGAUUGGAUUCUGGGACAACGUCUGGGGCUUCGACUACACCCCGCUCAAGGCCACCGCCAUGACCGAGCCCCUCGUUGACACGGUCGACAUCAAAGCCGUCGUCACCGACCCCUCCCCCGUCAUCACCCUCGACCUCUACACCUGCACUGUCGCCGACCUCGCGUUCCGGUUACCCUACGAGCUUAAGGUGCGCCGCAGCGACUUUGUCCACGCCGUCAUUGCCUGGUUCGAUAUCGAGUUUGCGGCUUGCCACAAGCCCAUCCGUUUCUCUACCGGCCCCCACACCAAGUAUACGCACUGGAAACAGACGGUAUUCUACCUCAAGGAUGUAUUGACCGUGGAGGAGGGCGAGACGAUCAGCGGCGUGAUAGAUACCAAGCCCAGCGACAAGAACCAUCGCGAUCUGGACAUCAACAUCUCAUACAAGCUGGACACGGACGACAUGCACAGGCAGGCAGCAGGACAGGCUCAGUACAGAAUGUGCUAAGUGCCGUCUUCGUCCGUCUUUGUGUGUGCAGGCCGGGAUCAGACGGUUUCUCCCACAAAAAGAAGAGUAAUGUUUCAAUAGACUUUUUUUGCAGACUUCGGCGUUCGAUGGGAAUUUUAGGGGCGGGGCCAUGAAAAAUCUAGGGUAGCAUGAGCAUGUGUCACGAGUUACGAAAAGCAGGGACCAAUCUUUAUGGUUGGGAAUUCCUCCCCUACAACAACGCAAA